GGCAGACCCACCCACCGGCCACGCCAUGGACGGACACCCAAGUCGCCACCAACCAACCCCUGCGACACGAGCGAGCCGGGUGCACCAACCGCAGCCGGCACGCGCUCCUCUGCCUCUGCUCCCACUCCCAGUGCGGAGCACAGGUGCCUGCUGCUGUUCUGUUCGGCUUCGUCGCCUCAUCAUAAGCUUCUAGAUACAUGCUACAGUAUGCUGCUAGUACCAUCUCACCAAAUAUUGCAGCCAAAGCAACCACCGACCCCAACACGCCAUGCGUAAACUGCGAUCGUUUGGCGCAUGGCGCGCCGCACGCGAGCGCCAUAUAUUGUCACACCACAACUAGGACUAGGAUACAUAGGCAGGCACCCACCAGCAGGCAGCAGCAACGAUACGCCCAUGGCCGCCGCCGCCGCCGCCGCCGUGCCCCUCCUCCUUUUGCUGGCCGCCGCCGCGGCCUCGCCGGCGUCGGCGGCGGCGGGCGGAGGCAAGCAGACGCACAUCAAGCUGUACUGGCACGACGUGCUGAGCGGGCCGAACCCGACGGCGGUGCAGGUGGCACGCGCGGCGGUGACCAACACCUCCAAGACGAGCUUCGGCCUCGUGGUGGUCAUCGACGACCCGCUCACCGAGGGGCCCGACCUCAACUCCUCCACGCCCCUCGGCCGCGCGCAGGGCACCUACGUCGCCGCCGGCAGGGACGAGGUGGCCCUGCUGGUGAACAUGAACUUCGUCUUCCAGGGCGGCAGGUACAACGGCAGCACCGUCGCCAUCAUGGGCCGGAACGCGGUGUUCGACGCCGUCCGGGAGAUGGCCGUCGUCGGGGGCACCGGCGUGUUCAGGAUGGCGCGAGGGUACGCGCAGGCCAGGACGCACACCCUCGACCUCAAGACCGGCGACGCCAUCGUCGAGUACAACCUCUAUCUCAAGCACUGAACUGAUCUUCCGAGUGCUCUGCUCCAUCCACCGCGCGCAGUAGUAAUACAAUACAGGCUUUGAUUUGUGCUUUAUUUUGGGGGAUGAACGAAUUAUUACUCAUGGGAGAAGAAUCAAGCUCGAAUUUACAAGAAUAAUCCGUUGGCUACGAAUGUCGGGCGCCGCAACCACCGCUGAGAAUCCCCCAUUUUUCAUCGUUUCAACCACUUCUAUUUGAUUUGCCGCAUACAUCCAUUACGAAUUGGGUUACUUGAUAGUGUUGUUGUAACUGCCUUGAUUACUUGCUGCUCCAUUGGAGUUGGAUAAACAACUGAAGUGGACUUAGCCAUGAUGUGAUUGA
This is a messenger RNA of Panicum hallii, 1270 nucleotides long. RefSeq names its product dirigent protein 22-like. NCBI's taxonomy places the organism in Eukaryota, Viridiplantae, Streptophyta, Magnoliopsida, Poales, Poaceae. The record is from RefSeq and is a predicted model, not a curated record. The transcript has 2 exons. Bases 295 to 930 code for a protein of 211 amino acids.